Symbiodinium sp. CCMP2592 is the source of this 2892-nucleotide messenger RNA. NCBI's taxonomy places the organism in Eukaryota, Dinophyceae, Suessiales, Symbiodiniaceae. The record is from the annotation of a GenBank genome assembly.
AUGACAGCGACGAAGAAGCGUGCCGUUGGAAAGCAGGCAGAGCCACAGCCUGUCGGCACCAUUGUGCCAGUGAACAACCCAACUUUGCUGAAGAUUGCAGAAGGGAUGAAGCUGCUGGUCUCAUGUUCUUGUAGGUUUGCAUUGACAGAUGUGAGAAGCAAUAGACCCAUGAUGUUUCAGCAAAGGCUCCCCCAUGUCGUGGAAUUCAUGAAGAACAUCAGCCCGGCAACACCAGCGGGAGGAAUCCAGGAGUUCAGCCUGGACGAUUACAGGGCGAGCAUGAAAAGCGUGCAAAACUACACAUGUGUGGUGCCUGUGACGGCGAUUCCUCCUUAUGCAACGGUGCACAGCGGCCUCAUCCCCAGCCUCGCGUCCAUCAAGAAUGUCCAGGACACUUUCUGGUCAGAGGAAGGCCCGGGACAGCUGAUGUUCUCAGAGAGCAUCAGUGUGGUGGCUUGGAGCGCGAAUGAGCGCCCGGGCGAGAAGGAGUUGGUUCCUUUGGACAAGGACAGCUACAGGAUGGGGUUCUGGUUUUCGCUCUUCGAAGCGGAGUCGCCGAAUCGCCUGGACGCCUUGAGAUCCAUCUCCGGCUCCAUGCGUGUGACCUUCGUUCUGGUUAGUUCACGAGAAGACAUGGAACGCAAGAGGUGGAAGCUCAGCUCUUCGAGCUCGGCUUUGGCCGAGAACAUGGUUUUGCUUGGGUACAAAAGGCUCCUGGCCAUUUAUGACCUGAAAGAAUCCUUGAAGAGCUGGGGGAAGGACGCCAGUGACCGCGUUUCUGCCUGGCUGGAACGUGAGAAGAUCUACAUGAAGGAGAGCGUCAUCGCAUCCAUCUGCAGGAUUCGAAAAAGGAUGGCCGAGGCCAAGGCCGACAUUGUCAUGGAUCAGGUAGAAGAGAUCUUGAAGGUUGUGGAUCAUCCGUUGGCCAAAACCGGCACUUUGGAGAAGCUGACCAGCAUGACCAAGCUGGCCAACGCUCCCCUGCAGAACGAACUGCUGCUGUUUGUCGUGUCCGCACUCAUGGUCCUCUUCAGGUCCAAGACUCUCGGCCUGGAGGCGACUCGCGAGACGCUGGUGCAGCACGCUCGAGCGGCUCUGCUGGCCAGGAGGAUCAUCAACUACAUGCUGAUGAAGCUGAAGCCGCCCGGCCCCGCGGAGGAGAAUCCCAGAAGCCCUGCCGGUUUCCACAAGAACUUCCUGUCCUUCGAGAACUUUGAGUCCAGUCGGUUGGCGGACGAGUGCUCCGAUCACACGUGGCUGGCAGGGCUGUAUGGCUACCAGCGCGAGGCCCUCCCACAGCUCAAGCAGUUCCUUGUGGGAGAUUUGCAGAUCUACAGCGUGCUCAUCAAGCUGUGUGACAAUGAUCCCCUGGUUCCAGCCGAAGUUGCCCUACAGCAAACGUCUGUCAUGAAGCUGGUGACUUUGAAGGAGCUCCUGGACAUGCGUGAGAAGGAGCUUCGCCCUCCAGAAGAUGAGCCCGCGCCUCCAUCUGAGCCUGCAGAGCCUGCGCCGGUGACCAUCGAAGAGCCGGAGAAGAAGGCAGAGGAGGCAGGCAUCAUCCAGGAGCAAGAGGAGAUUCCCCCCGUCAUGGACGAGGAAGCGCGGGCUCCCAUCCCUGAGCCAGACAAUCGGGCCAUGUUUCCAUCGGUGAUUGUCGCCGAUUUCCAGUUGGACCUGCUGAAGCAGAUGGAGGCCCCGACCUUGGCGAAGAUGAAGACGUAUGCGGACAUGCGUCGGAAACUUAGCAGGGCCACCUAUGUGAAUCUCUCCAUCGUCGGCAACAACAUCACCUCCAUCAAGGGCGCGCUGAUGGAGGCGGCGGCAGGCUGGCCGGCUGGGCGGCGGAUCUUCCAUCUUGACGGGAAGUGCUUUGGGGGGCUCAGUGCUAGCGCUGCAGCCCCCAUGAACUUCUAUCGCCAGUACUUGGCCUUCUUGUUCGACCCGGACAGCGGCGCCUUCAGAGAGGAGGACCUUCUCAUCGUGUCGCCAGGGAACUCGCAAAAGGCCUACGAGGCGGCGAAGCGAGGGGUUCAGAAGUCAGCAAAGGAGCUCUGGCGACAUAUGAAGGCGUCUCCCAUCGUUUGUCAGCGGCGAGGCCUCCAGCAGAUCCGGCUGAUGAACACGAACAAGGAGUACCGCAACCCCCAUCACCCUGUUGGCAAGCAGCGUCUUGGCCUUCUUCUGGUUGUCUCAGAGUCUCAGGACUUCAACUUCUUUGGCUUUCUAUAUGAGCUACAGGAAGGGUUCAGAGUCAGCCAAGGCAAGCAAUGCACGCUUCCAUCCAGGGAAAGGAAGCACUUGGACUUGCCCGGCUGCAGCAAGGACAGUGGCAUCGCCAACCUGCGCAUGAAGACUGUGGACGAGAUGGCGCUGCUGGUCCGCAAGUCCGUCUGGGAGGAGAACUUCUCCAAGGUGCUGGCGGCAAGCACUGAUGAGGGCGGCGACGAGGAGGCCCAGGCCACUGAUACCGCUGCAGAGCCCGUGCUGGAGGGACCGACCGAGGAGGUCGUGCAGUUUUGCCUUUUCGAGAGACCUGAGAUGGUCUGCAGGGAAUGGAUCAAUCUUUUUGGAGAGGAACGCUCACCGCACACUUCGGUGCAGAAGCAAUCCUCCAUCGUGAUCGACUUCUCCCCGGGAGCUGGUUCCAUGGCACUGGCUUGUGCCAGAGAUUUACAUGUCUACUAUGGACUGUGCUUCACAGCGUCGCAGCGGGAUGUGAUCUUUGACUCCAUCCGCCUGACAAUCAUGCUGGAGUUGAUCAUGAACAAAAGGAAUGGGUUUUCUACAAGCCGCUUCCUUUCCAGGGAGCGCUCCCUGGGCGGAACCAGUGCAACGGCUUCCAUGACUUCGCCGGCAGACACUGAUUCCAAGGCACGGUCUUGGACAAACUGA